UAAUUUGACAAGUUGACAACAGACAAAAUGUAUUUUGCAAUUUUUGCAUUUUAUUGAUGAAUAUUUUAGUUUUAUUUCUGUUUAAUUAGAUAAUUAAAGUGUAUUACUCAAUUUGAAUUUAAAAAACUGGAGCUAUUUUAGUUAGUUUGUGUUAUUAUUCAGAUAAUGGCAGAACAACAUGAUGAAAAUUUGUUACCGGAAAUGUUGCCUUUAUACUACACAAGACACUUCCCACAAAAUAUAUUUUGUCGAUGGCUUGCAUGUGGAAGCAAUCCCAAGCCUUUGUCCAACAGAGAGUUGUCAUUCACUUUAGCAGAUGAUGUUUAUUUACGAUAUUUAUCGAUUAAUGACCAAAAGGAAUUCCAAACAUUAUUACAAAAAAAAUGUCCACAAAAGCUUGACAUUGGUGCAGUUUAUAACAUCAAGCCGUCCAUAGGUCGUCAUGAUGCAGUGGUUCUCGCCAGGGAGCUAGUGUUUGAUAUUGAUCUCACAGACUAUGAUGAAGUGAGGACAUGUUGCCAACAAGCUAAAGUUUGCGAUAAGUGUUGGAAAUUCAUGGUUGUAGCCUGUGAAAUUAUUCAUACAGCUUUACAAGAUGAUUUUGGUUUUCAAAACAUUCUAUGGGUAUUCUCUGGGAGGCGUGGUGUACAUUGCUGGGUGUCAGACUAUGAAGCCAGAACAUUGGACAGUCCUGGCAGAGCUGCGGUUGCAGAUUACCUGUGCCUUAUAACAGGUGGAGAGAAUUUGAAUAAAAAAGUACACCUGACUAAUGAUUUACAUUCCAGUAUUAGGAGAUCCCUUACCAUAAUUGAUAAAUAUUUUGAAGAAAUCCUUCAGGACCAAGAAUUUAUCUCUUCUACUGAAGGGUUAAAAAGUUUUUUGAAAAUGAUCCCCGAUGAGGCAUUAAAAACACUAGUGGAAGGGAAUUUAGAACGAAUGCACAAAUCGUCACUUGAGAGAUGGGAUGGAUUUGUUAAUACUUAUAGCCAGUAUUGUAAAGAAAAUAUAAAUGCUAUACGAAAAAUGAAAUAUUUAAUCGAAGAAAUAAAGAUUCAGUACUGCUAUCCAAGAUUGGAUGUUAAUGUGACUAAAGGCUUUAACCAUUUAUUGAAAUCACCAUUCAGUAUACAUCCCAAGACUGGGAAGGUAUCCGUGGUAUUUAAACCCGAACAAGCAAAAAGUUUGAAGUUAGAAGAGAUACCAACCAUAUACUCCCUCCUGGACGAUGGUGCUCCAGACAAUGUUCAACAUCAAAGCAAUAUGAGGGUAGCUGUGAAAAACUUCCAAGAACUUGUGUUUUCUUUGGAGAAAGCAGAAGCUAUUAGGAGAAAAAAUGAUGCAAAUGCAUCAAUUUUGGAGUUCUAAAUGUAAAGGGAAGUUCGCAUAAUAAAAGUACAAUUGUGUGAUAAAACUUUAUUGAAAUUACGCGCAACAGGCUCAAUGUGCACAUAUUGUCUGUAUAAAAUGUCUAUAUAAAAUAAAUAAAUGAAAAACCA
This is a messenger RNA of Bicyclus anynana (squinting bush brown), 1496 nucleotides long. It is a transcript of the gene DNApol-alpha50, whose product is annotated as DNA primase small subunit. Gene Ontology annotation, cellular component: alpha DNA polymerase:primase complex. The coding region runs from base 166 to 1365 and encodes 399 amino acids. Gene Ontology annotation, biological process: DNA replication, synthesis of primer. The transcript has 7 exons. Lineage: Eukaryota; Metazoa; Arthropoda; Insecta; Lepidoptera; Nymphalidae. The record is from RefSeq and is a predicted model, not a curated record.